Parascedosporium putredinis is the source of this 927-nucleotide messenger RNA. Lineage: Eukaryota; Fungi; Ascomycota; Sordariomycetes; Microascales; Microascaceae. The record is from the annotation of a GenBank genome assembly.
AUGGCUCGAGCAUCUGCAACAUACAACAAACAGUACAACAGUUGGAGGCUUUCAAAGAGCAAGACACCUAGCACAGGCAGUAGCACCCGGCAGGGUAGCAAUCGAAAACGAGAUCGAGUCCUCGCAGGGAGGAUACAAAAGCAUAGGGGUAUCAGUUCGCCAAUACCUGAAUCGCUCGAGGACUAUGAUGAGGGCUCUAGCAGACUCGACGAGGUGGAGAGGGAGCUAGAGGCGGAUCGCUACGAGGAAAUGAUGCAAGAAAAGGAGCUCUUUCCAGGCAGCGACGCGUGGGCUCCGGACGAGGAGGAGCUGUUUCGGAUCCUUUUCAUGCGGCAAUACAGUCCUCUCCUCCCAUCACACUGGAGCCUCGAUUUUCGAGGCAUUCCCGUGCCAGACAUAUUAUUUGCAACCUCGGAGGUGGAUGAGCCUGUGGUCUAUUCAUACUCUAACCAGGACUUUCGAGACCAGUACCUGACGUGGGCCGCGAGGGACGGCGGCUACGACGGCAUUAGUAUCCUGACUAACAUUUUUGUGGAAAUCGUCGAUGUGAGCAUUAGCGGUGCCGAAAUCGCCACCUACAUGCAGGAGCGGCUUAGGGACCUGGCUCGCUCCCAUCGAAAGCGCUGGAGGAUGCGCGAAAACGGAAUCGAGGAGGAAGGGGAGGAUGAGUUGAUGCUCGAACCGCAGGAUCCUCAAUACGUUGUGCACCCUCCAGUGCUCUAUGGCCUCUUUGUCGUCAACACGACGCUCCUUGUCCUUACGAUAGACUCCACCAAAGGGGAGUUUGCGCAUGUUAGCUACCAGGUAGAGGUCAACUUCAACAAGCGAAAUCAAGGCGUGUGGAAUGCCAUCACGGUGGCAAUUGUAGGAUGCCAGGCUCGGAAUGAUACGAUAUGGAGGAAACAGUACUACAAGGACCUCGCUUAG